CUGCGCGGGCAGGUGGGGAAGAUGGCUGCGGUGCAGGGUGUGCCGGCUGUCCGGCCCGGGCCUGGAGCUGGGCUGGCCGGUGUGUUUCGGGCUCUCCUUCUCCUGCUGUGGUUUGCGGCUCGCGGAAGCGCGCUCUAUUUCCACAUCGGAGAGACGGAGAAGAAGUGCUUUAUUGAGGAGAUUCCAGACGAGACCAUGGUUAUAGGAAACUACCGGACGCAGCUAUAUGAUAAGCAGCGGGAGGAAUACCAGCCGGCGACUCCCGGGCUUGGCAUGUUCGUGGAGGUGAAGGACCCAGAGGACAAGGUCAUCCUGGCCCGGCAGUAUGGCUCUGAAGGUAGAUUCACUUUUACCUCCCAUACCCCUGGUGAACACCAGAUCUGUCUUCACUCCAAUUCUACCAAGUUCUCCCUCUUUGCUGGAGGCAUGCUGAGGGUUCACCUGGAUAUCCAGGUGGGUGAACAUGCCAACGACUAUGCAGAAAUUGCUGCCAAGGACAAGCUGAGUGAGUUGCAGCUACGAGUGCGGCAGCUGGUGGAGCAAGUGGAGCAGAUCCAGAAAGAGCAGAACUACCAACGGUGGCGAGAGGAGCGCUUCCGGCAGACCAGCGAGAGCACCAACCAGCGUGUGCUGUGGUGGUCCAUUCUGCAGACCCUCAUCCUUGUAGCCAUUGGCGUCUGGCAGAUGCGACACCUCAAGAGCUUCUUUGAAGCCAAGAAGCUGGUGUAGCCAUUUCAGGCCUCACCGGCCAUCCUUCCUCCCAGGCUGGGGGAGAAAGGGCCUUUGGAACUGACUUCUCUCUGACAGGAGGACAGGAGUUACCAGCCUUGUAUGUUCUGGAGGGGAGAGGGGCCAUGGGCUCCCCAGGCACAAGCCGAGGCUUGUGCACUGGCUGGCUAAUCCUGAGCAGGUAGUGGGACAAAUGCCUACCCCUGCCCUGGGCCCUUUGCAGUAAUCACCCAGGGGCUGGUGAAGCAACUGGGAACACCAUUGGCACCUCAGAAUCACAGUGUUACUGAUCAGGGAAGUGAGGUGGUAGUCUGGGGUGGCUGGGGGGAGGGGAGUGGGUGGGCAUGCCAGUCUUCCUUUUGUCUUCCUUUGCUAACUUGAGAUUUUGAGCAGGUUUGGGUGUGACUGAUUCCCUGCCUCCCUGGGAACCUCAGUGUUCCCUCCUUGGUCCUAGAACUCAGCCUGCUGAUCAUGGUGUGUGUGUCAAUUGAGGAUGGGGUAGAGCGGGUUAUGGUGUGGGAAAGUGCCCUGAGGUUGACCCCGGCAUCUUCAUAUGGUUGUCCUUUCUGGAGCUUGAGGAACCAGGGUCAAGCCAAGCAGAGGCCUUGGUGCUGGUUGGUACUGGGUCUACAGAGUCUUAGUUACUGAUUUCAUUUUCAAUAAGUCUAGGUUUGUUACAUUGGUUUCCCAAUAAAAGAAAUUGACUUCUUGUCCAGUGUGGAGUUACUCUGCUGUGUGUAGGCAUGAUUCUGCAAGGUGCUUCACGAGUUGUCAGUUCUAAUGGGCAAAGCAUUUCACAGUCCAAGAUGAGUACCCACUUGUGAACUUCGUACUUUCCUGUAGCAGGGCUAGUGGGUUUGUCCACAAACAACAAGUAAAUCGUGGGGUUGGGGCUUGAGCACACGCCAUUUGGUCUCGUGCCAGCUCCCAUUUGAAAUGCUCUCCCUGCCUUUCCAGAGUAGGUGGACAGAACUGUAGGUGCUACAAGGAAGGGAAGGUAGUGUGCAUUGAAAAGAGAAGUGCUGCAGGUGUGGGAAGCACAGAAGUCCCCGGGCUGGCAGGGUAAGGUUACCUGGCUGAACUAACGGUAUGGGAUUGCUGUUGGGGGAACAGAGGCAAACUGCUGGUAGGGAGAUAGGGGGCAUGGUUUCAGUGGGACUUGAUGGAAAGUUGUAAGAAAGCUGGAAAGGAAGGUUGGUUAGAAGCAGAAGGGCCUUGGGCCUCCCUGGUGGCGUUGGGGUUAAAGUCUCAGCCCUAUGAAGCUAUCACCAGCCACUGCAGCAUGAGUUUGAUCCCUGGCCAGGGAGCUAACCCACAUGGCACAGCAGACCUCUCCUGUCUUGCCCGCUGCUCCCCUCAGCAGUGAUAUUUCAGCAGAUCUACCUGUUCUGCUCCUCACUCUUGUCUCUGAUGAAUCCUUUCACCCCCACCCCCAACCCUGCGCAGCUCUGGUCUAGACCCUAGUUCUUGUAUGCAUAAAUAAAUAACAUAAAUCUUACAAAAAAAAAAAAAUGUAGAAGGGCCUUGAGCCCUAGAUGAGAGAUUUGGACAUUACCUGCUAUUCAGAGUUUUGAAUAGGAGACUCCCUUGAAGCUAAAUAUGAAGGAGGUUAAUCUAGCAGUGAGGACAGGGUGGGAAAGGGUGGUGGGAAGACAAAUUUGGGUCUUAAUCUGAGCUCACAUUGCCACCUACACCCACACAUUUAGAAAAAACAAAUUUCCAUACCUUUAGAAUUUCAGAAAAAUUGUGAGGAUAGUUUUCAUUAUUAAGGUUGCACAUUUGUAUGAUUCAUUUGUUAAUGUGCUGAUAGCAAUACAUUAUUUUAAAUAAAUUCCAUACAUCAUGCUGAUUUUUUAGUUGUUACUAAUGUACUUUUUCUGUUCCAGGAUUCCACCUAGGAUACCACAUUACACUUAGUUGUCUCCUUGAGCUUUUGACUGUGACAAUUCCUCAUACUUUCCCUGUUUGUUGUUUUUAAUUACUUCGACAAUUUUCAGGACUACUGGUCAGGUAUUUUGUAGAAUUUCCCUCAGUUGGGAUUUGUCUGCUGUUUUUCUCAUUAUUAGACAGGGUUUCUGGGUUUUUAAAAGGAAGACCACAAAAGUAAAGUGCCAUUCUUAUCCCAUAACAACGUGACUAUGGGUGUCACUGUUUAAAAUUAAUUUUGGGGAGCCUCCUUGGUGGCGCAAGGGUUGAGACGCAACCUAUGAAGUUGUCUGCAGCCACUGCAGCAUAAGUUCGAUUCCCGGCCAGUCAAGGAGCAACCCACAUGGUGCAGCAGACCUCUCCUGGCUUGCCCACUGCUUCCCUCAGCAGUGUGCUUUGGUCAAUCUGCCUGUUCUGCUCCCCACUCUGUCUCUGGUGAAUCCUCUCACCCCCCUGCGCCUCUGGCCUGUACCCCAGCUCUUGUAUGCAUAAAUAAAUAAAUCUUAAAAAAAUAA
Messenger RNA from Talpa occidentalis (Iberian mole), 3170 nucleotides. RefSeq names its product transmembrane emp24 domain-containing protein 9. The record is from RefSeq and is a predicted model, not a curated record. Bases 22 to 729 code for a protein of 235 amino acids. NCBI's taxonomy places the organism in Eukaryota, Metazoa, Chordata, Mammalia, Eulipotyphla, Talpidae. Gene Ontology annotation, cellular component: endoplasmic reticulum; endoplasmic reticulum-Golgi intermediate compartment; COPII-coated ER to Golgi transport vesicle. The transcript is spliced from 5 exons. Gene Ontology annotation, biological process: COPI coating of Golgi vesicle; intracellular protein transport; Golgi organization.